AUGUCCUUGUUCAGAGUCCUCAAUGAAAUGAGACUGGACGGGUCACUGUGUGACGCCAUGCUCAGGAUGGGAGAGGUAGAAUAUAAUGUCCAUAAGACCAUCCUCUCAGGGUACAGCAAGUAUUUCAGUCUGAGUGGAGCGCCCAUGCACUCAUGUCGCUGCUAUGUUAGCGUGGCCAUGCUGGACAGAUGCAUCUAUGCCAUGGGAGCCUUCAACGGCACCCAGAUCCUUAACACAGCUGAAUGUUAUGAACCAAGCUCCAACCAGUGGCGCGUCAUCCCAUCCAUGCACGAGCAGCGAUGUGAUGCUAGCGCUGCCACCUUAAAUAGCAAGAUCUACAUCUGUGGAGGCUUCAAUGGAGACGAGUGUCUUCUCACGGCUGAGUGUUAUGACCCUGAUCAUGAACAGUGGACGCUGAUCGAGCCGAUGCACAUGCCGAUGGGAACAAGACAUGUUUCUAUUCGCACUGUUUACAUUCUUUUAUUAAUUUAUUCCUUCACACUGACUAAGAGAAAGCCUGAUCUUUUACAGGUUGGAGGUUUUGAUGGAGACAGUCUUAUGCAGAGCAUCGAGGCCUUUGACCCUCGAACCAAGUCCUGGAGGAUUCUUUCCCCCAUGUUUACCCAACGCAGAAACUUUGGCAUCGAGGUGAUGGACGGUCGCUUAUAUGUGAUUGGUGGUUAUAGCAGCAGUGAAGGCACCACCUCCACAUGCGAUGUGUAUAAAGACAAGUGGUUUGAUGUUCAUUUCCCGCAGUGCAGUCAGCUGCUGUGUGGUUUCUGGACUUCCAAACAUCACUGA
Molecule: messenger RNA, 801 nt
Organism: Hemibagrus wyckioides
Lineage: Eukaryota; Metazoa; Chordata; Actinopteri; Siluriformes; Bagridae
Product: kelch-like protein 10
Exons: 6
Coding region: 1-801 (266 amino acids)
Molecular function (GO): protein binding
Source: RefSeq, a predicted model, not a curated record